Mytilus californianus (California mussel) is the source of this 4900-nucleotide messenger RNA. RefSeq names its product toll-interacting protein-like. The record is from RefSeq and is a predicted model, not a curated record. Bases 51 to 905 code for a protein of 284 amino acids. Gene Ontology annotation, cellular component: cytoplasm. Gene Ontology annotation, biological process: ubiquitin-dependent protein catabolic process. Gene Ontology annotation, molecular function: ubiquitin conjugating enzyme binding; ubiquitin binding. The transcript is spliced from 7 exons. NCBI's taxonomy places the organism in Eukaryota, Metazoa, Mollusca, Bivalvia, Mytilida, Mytilidae.
CAUAACUUGUGACUGUCAACAAAAAAACAGAAGGAUUUUAGCUGUUCAGGAUGGCUUCAACAAAUGAUAACACUUCUGCAACUCGAAGAAAUCAGGUAAUGGUUGGAGAAUUACCAGAAGAUUUUUUGAGAGUACCAGUAGAUGUAGCACAAGCUCAAGUAAUGGCUGAUGAAAGAGUUGCAAGGCUUGUACAAGCACAGCAACAAGGUGGAUUUGUUGCUAUCCCAGCAAACACUGUUGGUAGACUUACUAUAACUGUUGCACAGGCAAAGUUGAAUAAGAACUAUGGUCUAACAAAGAUGGAUCCAUAUGUUAGAAUGAGAAUUGGUCACUCUGUGUUUGAGACACCUACUGAUUAUAAUGGUGCCAAAACUCCUAGAUGGAACAGAAAUGUUAAUGUGUAUUUACCUCAUGGUGUAGACUCCAUGUAUUUAGAGAUUUUUGAUGAGAGGCAGUUAACCAUGGAUGAAAGAAUAGCUUGGGCUUAUAUCACUAUCCCACAGUCAACAUUCAAUGGAGACACAGCUGAUGACUGGUUCCCUCUUAGUGGUAAACAAGGAGAUGAGAAGGAAGGCAUGAUCAAUUUAGUUAUGACUAUGACAAAAGUAGAACAGCAACCAGUAGUUUAUCCACAACAAUCCGUUCAAGUCAUCCCAUCAAGUUAUCCUCCACAACUAGGUACUGGAUAUCCUCCACAAUUAGUUUACCAAAUGCCCUGCCAGCCACAACAAUUACAACAACAACAACAGCAGCCACAAAGACCCCUUUUUACAGAUGAGGACUUGACACAAAUCAAAGAAUUAUUUCCAAAUAUGGAAGAAGAGGUUAUCAAAUCAGUGUUGGAAGCAAACAGAGGAAAUAAAGAGUCGACAAUAAAUGCUUUACUUCAGAUGAACAGUGAUUAAGACAUUUACCGUACUUUUUGUUUGUUUAAAUUUGCUCUGUACUAUCUUUGUUAUCUUACAUUCAUAUAAACUAAAUGUAGGAGUUCUGUUAUUGUAAAUGUGAAUUAUUUAUUACUAAAAUUUAUUUAAAUGAGUUAUCUUCUCAAAAUUUGAAAAUAUUUCCUUAUAAAUGUGCUUCUUAUUGUGAAGAAUAUGAUAUACACUUAUUUACUUGUUUUUAAUGCAAUUAUUAGAAAAUACAUGUAAAGUGUGAUUCUUCAUGAAGAAACAUGAAGAAUUAUUCUAGUUAGUUAUAAAUAUAAACAAGAUGUAAAAAGUUAUACUGAAAUUUUGUUAGAUUCCCUCCUGUAUGUAAAAGUAAGCAUCAACUUAUAUGGUUAACAUGUAGAUAUGCCUGUUCUUCAACACAUGAAGAUAAGGCAUUAUUUUAAUGUGAUAUUUAUACUAAUACUUAGGUUAACAAGAUUAUCUCAGUUCUUACUAUAAGAGAAAUAUCAAGUGUAAUUCAGGUUGUGGUCACUAUGUAAAUUUUCUACAACAAUACACAGAUAUGAAAAUACUCUGCAUAUUGUACAGUUUUCAGAUCAUUUUAGUUAUUAAAGAAAAUCAACCCUCAUGCAUACAUAGAGAAAAAUAUAUAUAAAGCAGCAAACCAAACGUUAUAAGUGUAAUAGAUAUCAAGAACUUAAUCAAGAUGUAAAAAAAAUGCUGUGUCAAAUUAUAUUUUUCAAAACUCCAUGUAGUGAAGCAAUGCCUUUGUGUUUACUUUUGGUAGAGACCCUUGAAGUGGAUACCUUGGUAUGCAGGGUUGUCAAUAAAUAUUAUCAAAUAAUUAAAGUACCAAUUUGACAACAACACUUCAUGAGACUGCAAUUUUAUCAAAAUACUGGUGGAAUGUUUUUGCCUGCUAGACAGGGGUCAUCAGGACCAAUUUAUAUUAUGUAAAAUGUGCACUAUUAAUAACUAAACAGUCAUCUUUGAAUUUAUAUAUAUACUAUACUGCAGUAUACAUUGGUAUUUGUAUCUUUCAACAUUUAAUGUGAGAUAAUAAAACAUCAGUCUUACAACUUGAACUUAUUCAUUAAUUAACUGUUGAUUUCUUUUUUCUAAUAUAUCAAUAUUAAUAGGUAUUGUGUGUGUAGUACUAUAUCUAACUAUAUAACUCUGUAUGUAUUAUAUGUUGUCUUCCUUUUACAGCUAAUCUACUAGAGUGUGUACAAACAACAAUGGAAAUAUGUUUACUUUUUUGUUUACUGUAAAUUCGGAAAUUAUUGCGAUGUUUUUAUUAUUGCGAAAAAUGCGACAUGGUUAUAAUCGCAAUAAUUUAAACUCGCAUUUUGAAAUUUUUUAUAUAAAUUAAACAGGAUUUUUCUCAAUAUCGCAAAAAUUAAAAUCGCAUUUUAGUCUAAAAUGACAAAAUCGCAAUAAUAAAUGCACGCAAUAAUUUCUGAAUUUACAGUAUGUGGAUUUGAUUUCAAUAUAAGCUUUGUUUAAUACCUGUGGGAAGAGUUAUUUUAUUCAAUUUUUUUUACCAACGAUGAUGACUGUGGAAUCCAUUUACCAAGGUUUUUUUCUACUUUUCAAAUAGCUUAUAAAGUUUAUUUGGUUCAUUGACAAUUUCAAUUUCUUUGUAUAACUGACACACUCUACUAGUUUAGCUGUAAUGAAAUGAUAUUUCUUGCUGUAGUUAUUUUAAAUUACCGGUAGUAGAAAAGGGACAUAUUGAUGAUGGUAUUUUAAGUAGAUUUAAUACUGAAAAUGAGGAGAUGAUUAUAAUUCUUUUUGCUUUGAGUUAUUUCAUCGAUAUAAUGUGUGUACAUGGAUUCACGACUGUGAUCAUUGUGUCGGCAAUAUUUUGUUUCCAUUUUAAUUGUGUUUCAUUGUAUAUUUUCAUCCACUAAAUGAAUUAAUCCUCAACAGAAUUUUCUGGUUUUUGUUUGUAUGAUUAUGUUUGUUUCAGCGAUGUGCCAUAUAUAAAAUUACUGUUGUCCAUGACAGUUAUAACAGCAAUAAUUGUAUUAAGGUCUACAUUGUAUGCACUAAAGCCUUAUACUAAAAUAACAAGUAAUGAACAUUGAUUUGGAAAUUUUAACAAUGCUGAAGUCUUGUUUAAAUGUGAGUUUAAAAUUUAAUACAUGUUUGGGGUAUUUUUUCAAAUCAUCUUUCUUUGUCUUAUUAUAUGUACGCAGAGCUAUAAGUGUACAAAUGUAGAUCUUUUAAAAGAUUAUUUGGCAAGUAAAAUAUCAUUUAGGGAGCAACCAUUUAACUUCAAAAGGGGGGGGGGGUUUGUCCGAGUCAGAAAUUUUUUUUCACGCUUUUUUUUAGUUUUUCAACACUAUCAAUCAAAUUAUUUUUUUCUAAAUUUAACACUAUAAGGUAUGGGGAAAAUCUGGAUUCAGAAAUUUUUUUUUUGUCAUCUGCUUGACCACAAUAUUUUUUUCCAUCAAAUUGGGGAUCAGAAUAUUUUUUUAGGAAAAAACCAAACCCCCCCCCUUGAAGUUAAAUGGUCGUUCCCUUAGACUUUCUAUGGUGGUGCCAUUCUGUGCUCUGCCUUGCCUUCUAUUGACUACUGGUAUGUUGCCUUUAUUCCAUGUUUCUUUGUCAUAUACUAUAUAUAGUACAUAAUUCCUCUUGUAUGAAAAUGGACAUUAUAAAGUUAACUUUGUAUAAUGAUAUGUCAAUUGUAGGAAUGCACAGAAGAGGUGUAUAUUUAUAUUAAAUCUGUAAAUGAUACGUAUAGCUCAUACCCAUGAUACAGACUUUAUAUGGAAUUUAUUAGCAAGAUAGCCACAAACAGUUAAAUGUUAUAAAACUAUGGAAAAAUACUGCAAAUAAUAACUGAUUUUCAAUUUGUUAUAUAAGCAGUUGCCAUUAUUCCAAUAUAGCAAUCUAGUAAAUCCAAUUAAAUUUUUUACAAAAAGUGAUUUUUAUGUACUUUUGCCUAGUGUGAAAUAUAAAAGAAAAUCUGGAAAACCAUGUUGAUUUAUUCUGCAUAUUCUAGAAAUCAUGCUGGUAGAUGAAUGAUAAAACAAAUUAAAUGAGAUUGGCCUAAAGGACAACAGUUAAGAUUUUAGUCGGAGCACAUAUUUUAAAAUUCUUAACUUUAUAUUACUUAAUGCUUGCUUCGCUUUAAUUGGAAUUGGCAUGUUGACCAGCUCUGAUAGAAUUAUAUAUCAUAGUACAAACUCUCUUUGUGUAUAAUAGCAGUCUGUAAGUUUGAAAUGUUGAAAUUGAAUUCCACUUUUUUUCAGUAUCAUUUAAACUCAACCUGCUCUUCAUUUGUAAAACUUUUAAUUUACACAAUGGUUCAUGGUCCAGAAAUAAUCACCCUUCUGGUGAUUUUUUUGUUUUUUAUAAAAUAUGCAUAAUAGAAACAAACUGUAUUUAUUUGUAUGACUAUGAUAGUGAUUAUUAGAUUUUGAGCCUUUAUUAAUUAAUCCAUAUGAAUUAAGUAAAACCCAGUAACAAGCAAACUUGAAUUGAUAAUUCCAAAAGCAUAUACCCUUAUAUUUAAGAAUCCUUAUACAAAUGUUUGGUUUUUUUUAUCAAAAAGCACAAUACAUGCUGCUGAAUAUUGUGAUGAGUUUAAAAAAAGUUGUCUAAAUGGAUUAGUUCCCUUGUCAAUGUAAUGUAUGUUUUUGAUUACACCGGUUUAUUGUACAUGUAUAGUUUACACAAAGGAGAGGAGGUGUUAAAAUCUUUUUAUGCCUCUAAAUAUGAUCAUGGUCACUGGUUGAGACAUAUUGUUUGUGUUUUCUUUUGUUUUCUUUAAGACUGGUUUGUUGAUUCUGCUUGUUUAAGGCAGGUCAUGUAUAUUGGUGUUGGAAGUUAAAAUGAUAAUACAUCAGUCACUGUGAUUCUCGAUAGUAAAAACAUAAUUUUAUAUUGAAAUACAUGAUUUGUGCUUAAAUGUUUGUUAACAUUAUAAUCAGCAUUGUGGUAAUGAUUAAUUAUUAUAAAUAUGUGGAAAAUAAAGCAAAAUAUUUAAAAUGAUA